This is a messenger RNA of Vairimorpha ceranae, 579 nucleotides long. RefSeq names its product tubby protein. Lineage: Eukaryota; Fungi; Microsporidia; Nosematidae. The transcript has a single exon. The coding region runs from base 1 to 579 and encodes 192 amino acids. The record is from RefSeq and is a predicted model, not a curated record.
AUGCAUAAAGAUCUUCCAAUCAAUCCUUAUCAAAAGAACAUCCUUCAUUUAGACAAGCCAAUUAAAAUUAAUUAUAUUAGUCAAGGAACUAUUACAGUUAAUAAUAAAAAUGAGUAUGAAUAUAAAAAUGCACUAAGUGAAUCUUCUCUUAUUGGAAUAAGGCGUAUGUGUGGAUUUGAUAUUUUACAAGGAAAAGAAAGUAUAAGUAUUCUUAAACGUAAUCUAAUUGGAAGUCAUUACUACAGUAAAGACAUGACAAUAACAUAUACUACUUCUUUAUUUAGAAAGAAGAAGCCAAGAUCUUUUAUAGUUAAAAUUGGUCAUCUUUAUUUAGUAAAUAAGGAACCUUUAUAUAAUGCAGAGAAUAUGUCAUAUUCUCUAAAUUUUAAUGGAAGGGUGACUGUUCCCAGUGUAAAGAAUUUUCAACUAAUUCAUCCCACAGAUAAAACUUAUAUAAUUCUUACUUUUGGGAAGGUAGGAGACAAUACUUAUGUGAUGGAUUAUAAAUACCCCUUAUCAGCAGUGAAAGCUUUUAGUAUAUGUUUAGCAGCACUAGACAAUAAGUAUUUUUGUGAUUAA